UGCCAUUUUUGAACCUCCAUCACUGUGUAGUCCAUUUAGGCUUCUAGACCAGAAGAGAAGUGGCUCCAAAUAUAUAAUAUCAUUUUGGUCCCAUCAUUUUCUAUAUAAUUAAGCUCCUCCAGCAGCAACCUCCAACACUUGCAGCCAAAAAACACAAACUGAAAUUCCUCACCUCUUUCUCCCCCCUUGUUUGGUUGCCGAGAAAGUGUAGCAGGUCAAGGAAAAGAAAAGAAAAACCAAAACCCAUCAAACUUACGAUCUGAAUUUGAAUUCUCGUGCAUGAAAAAUGGGAAACGCAUUCGCCUGCCUGUCAUCUCAUCAGAAAGCGGUUUCAAAGAAGCGCUCCAAGCGAGCACCAAGGCCUGCUGGACCACUCCCCACCUCCCUCAGCCAAAGAAGGAAUGCAACAGUGUCACCUUCGCCGUCGAGGAGGAAGAACGAUAACAGACUGGACGACGACGCUUUGAUUCGACAGCAAGCGGUGGCUGCAGCUAUCCUCUUUCGCCAACACCAGAGGAGCAGUUCCAUGACAUUUGACCGAUCAAACUCGGUCGUAUAUCCAAUUCCAGCCCCAUCUUGGAACAAACACAGCAACUUGCCCCGCAGUGCAAGUACUAGAACUGGGUCUUUCUCAGACUCCCCUCUUAAACCCCAUCAGCUCCUCACAAAGGAUCUGAAGUUAGAUGAGUUGGAGACCAAACAUUUUGUCCUUGUCCAUGGAGGUGGUUUUGGAGCUUGGUGUUGGUACAAAACCAUAGCACUUCUAGAAGAAGCUGGAUUUGAAGUUGAUACAGUAGACUUAAUGGGCUCUGGAAUUCACUCAUCUGAUACCAACAGCAUCACCAGCCUAGCACUAUACGUCAAGCCCCUCACUGAUUUCCUUGGAAAACUUGCAGAUGGAAGGAAGGUGAUUUUAGUGGGGCAUGACUUUGGUGGUGCUUGCAUCUCAUAUGCCAUGGAGCUGUUUCCUUCUAAAGUUGCGAAGGCUAUUUUCAUUGCUGCAGCAAUGCUGACUAAUGGACAGAGCACCCUUGAUAUGUUUACCCAACAGACCGGCAUGAACGAUCUGAUGCGCAAAGCUCAAAUAUUUCUUUAUGCCAAUGGGAAGGAUCAACCCCCGACUGCCAUUGACCUAGACAAAACAUUGUUGAAAGACUUGCUGUUCAAUCAAUGUACUGCUAAGGAUGUUGCAUUGGCAUCAGUAUCAAUGAGGCCAAUCCCCAUUGCACCUGUUUGGGAGAAGCUGUCUCUUUCUGAUGCCAAGUACGGCUCUGUCCAGAGAUUUUAUAUAAAAACUCAAGAAGAUUGCGCCUUACCCAGUCUUCUGCAAGAGAUCAUAAUAAGCUCGAAUCCCCCAGAACAGGUUUUCCAGCUUAAAGGCUCUGAUCAUUCGCCCUUCUUCUCGAAGCCUCAGUCCCUUCACAGGCUCUUAGUGGAGAUAUCAAAGAUUCCACCAAAGCGAGUAUGAAGUUCCUGUGCAUUCAGGCGACGGUAACAUAGGCUUUACACAUAGCAAGCAGCAACGGUUUGGAAGAGCAAGUAACAACCCGAAUGGUUCGUUCAUGAUCAUAUGCACUCACAUAUCGUUCCCCACCAGUCCACAAACAUAUCUGUAUCUAUAUUUUUGUAGUCAAAAUGUUUCAUCUGUAUAGAUACUUUAUUGUGUUUUUCUCACAGAAAAAAGGUAUCAAUCAAAUUAGUUUAUUGUGUUUUUCUCACA
Messenger RNA from Vitis riparia (riverbank grape), 1720 nucleotides. RefSeq names its product putative methylesterase 11, chloroplastic. Lineage: Eukaryota; Viridiplantae; Streptophyta; Magnoliopsida; Vitales; Vitaceae. The record is from RefSeq and is a predicted model, not a curated record. The transcript has 5 exons. Gene Ontology annotation, molecular function: methyl jasmonate esterase activity; methyl indole-3-acetate esterase activity. The coding region runs from base 287 to 1468 and encodes 393 amino acids.